CAAUACACUACACACUGAACCUAACCGUAUAAAAAUUAAUAUUUUUAGUGAAAUUUCAACUAAAAAAGCUGGAAUAAUCACAGAAAACAACACAAAAUGUCUUUGUUAACACGUUUAGUACCUGGUUUCUUACGCUCUGGAUCAAUGGCAAUGUGUGCACCUUCGACAUCAGUUGUUCCAGUGAUGAAUAUAACUCAAAGUUUAACUGAAACAGUUAAAUCAUUCGCAUUUUUUGGUCAGAGUAUUCGCACAGUGAUACGGUGUCACUUUCCACGUCCAUCCGAACGUAAACGCAUCAAACGACAUGGUUAUAAGAAGCGAAUGUCUACUCCUGAAGGACGAAGAAUCUUAAUGAGGAAAAUACUUAAAGGUUGCUUCGUUUUAAGUCACUAAACAUCGAAAAACAUUACAACAGAUUAGAAAAUAGUACAAUUAUAGUAAAAAAGCAUUAAAAUCUAAUGAUUUUUA
This is a messenger RNA of Dalotia coriaria, 468 nucleotides long. RefSeq names its product mitochondrial ribosomal protein L34 (gene mRpL34). Lineage: Eukaryota; Metazoa; Arthropoda; Insecta; Coleoptera; Staphylinidae. Gene Ontology annotation, cellular component: ribosome; mitochondrial large ribosomal subunit. Gene Ontology annotation, molecular function: structural constituent of ribosome. The record is from RefSeq and is a predicted model, not a curated record. Gene Ontology annotation, biological process: translation. The transcript is spliced from 2 exons. Bases 97 to 393 code for a protein of 98 amino acids.